UUUCAACCUCCACAUCAUGAGCGAAUUCAUCGUGGCGUAUCGUUUAGAAGUAUCUGCAUUGUCUUUAACAUUCUCUUGCUGUGUCAAAUAUCUGAUCAAGCUCCAGCCAAUCAAGAUCAACUACAUCUCGUCCAAGUGAUAUGGCGUGACGGGGAUCACGUUCCAGCGAGGAUCUGCAAGAAGGACGCAAACCACUGGCCCGGACAACAGUGGGGACAGCUGACUGUCACAGGAAUGCAACAGCACCACGCGCUAGGUGCCCUUCUGUUCAAAAAGUAUGCAAUUCAAGCGGAACUCCUUAAUACCACAUAUUCAUCAUCUGAGUUACACAUCAGAACGGUUGACCUGAAUCGAACAAUCACUAGCGCCACAUCAAACGCGCUAGGGAUGUUUUAUGACGACAGCAAUUUGGUGACUGGUUUGGACUAUCCGAAUAAUAAGGAUUGGCCGAAAGGAUAUCUGCCGAUUCCUGUGCAUAUGAUUGAACAACAAACUGAUCAUGUAAGAUCAACAGCACCUAAUGAAGUGCUCUCAAAAUCUAAUGAAGUACUGAAAUCCACUGAAAUUGUCAUAACUAAAAGAACUGGCCAACUUUCCAUGCUUCUGAGUCUUGACUCAGAAUGCGCUCGACGUCGUUAUCUCAUCAACGAUGUUCUUCGCAAAUCCAAGCAAUUCACUGAAACCGAACAAAAGGCGCAGGCAUUCCUUGAUGAACUGUCAAAAAUAUGUGGCGAAAAAGUCACGCUUACGGAUGUGCCCUUUCUGAUGAAUUCGUAUCGAAUUGAGCGCUCACAAGGAAGAAUGCCGUUGUUGUCACGAGAGCGGUACCAAAAACUGCAACCAAUAGAAAACCUACUGAAUAACUAUAUGAAUGGGAAAGGUAUAGAAGGAAUUCAAGAUAUAGAUCUGAGUGUUGAAUUACCUAAAGUUCGAGCCGGUGGUCUUCUUUGGCAGAUCCUAAAUCGUAUGGACGCGAAGGUAAAAUGCUUGAAUAGUGCGACUGAUAAGAAAACGAAGGAAUGUAAAUAUCUGGACAAGUUGAAAUACUACGCAUACUCUGUGGCAGGGAAUAUGUUUGAUGCGUUUAUGGCGACGGCUCAUCUGGAAACUCCAUCAGCCCAAAAUCGGACAUCAGAUGCAUCGGCAAUUCUGUUUGAGUUUUGGACUACGGCCGAGGGUGUCAACGCGAUCAAGGUUUUCUAUGUGGAUUGUCCAACAAGCGAUUUCAAAUCAUUGAAUCCGCAAAUUUGCAAUGGAACAGCAAAGGAUUUUUGUGUGCUGGAUGAAUUCAAAAAGAAAAUGCAACCGUAUAAUCCGGGAGACAUUGACGCUUUAUGUUCACAAGUACCGUCAUCCUAUCAAAAUACAAAAUCUCAGUCUGUUCGAGCAUCGGAACAAGAAAUUCAGUCGUUGGCUAUUGACAAACAGCAAGAGGAACUCAACUCGACAGCAGCAGAUGCCGCCGGAAGAAAACGUGAACUGAUAUUUGUGCAUGCGGCAUGGCGUCAUGGUGAUCGAACUCCAAAAAGUAUUUGUCCGAACGACCGCGAUAAUCAAGCGUCCACAUGGAGGAAAGGACAUGGUGAUACCACCGUGCUUGGAAUGCAAGAACAACAGCAGUUGGGAGCACUCAUUUAUAAUGAAUAUGCUGUCAAGAACAAAUUUCUUAGUGCAACAUAUAAUUCAGCCGAACUGUACGUUCGUGCAGUGGAUCUGAACCGAACACUUACAAGUGCCCAAUCGAAUCUGCUCGGAAUGUACUACAAUCGACCCAAUCAGGACAACUUAUAUCCACAUGAAGCUGCUUGGCCAAAAGGUUACUUCCCGAUCCCAAUCCACACCGUCAACAUGGCUACCGAUUAUGUGAGUAGUGUCAUGACAACUCACCAGGUAUCCGAUCCUCAUGCAAUAUGCGCACGCAAAAAUGACCUUUUGGCACUUCAGUGGAAAACUGAGAAGGUCACAGAAUUUGUAAAGAACAAUCAGGAAUUCUUGAAAGAGGUAUCAAACGUCUGUGGCGCACCUCUUACAAUUAAGAAUAUUUCAGUAGCAGUUGACACUAUGUUUGUUGAGAAGAAACUAUUCCGUAUAACUGCAUUAAUCUCAUCCGGGAUUUACGCUGGAGCAUUUUAUUUAGACUCGGUAAACGAAACCUUUCACGGUUACAACCUACGAGUGGACUUGGCGACAAUUGCAGAUCAAAUGUUCUCAAUUGGUGAACAUCAACAAAACGGAAUGUACGUGGAUCCGAGACCUUAA
Messenger RNA from Anisakis simplex (herring worm), 2259 nucleotides. The record is from the annotation of a GenBank genome assembly. Lineage: Eukaryota; Metazoa; Nematoda; Chromadorea; Rhabditida; Anisakidae.